Molecule: messenger RNA, 1791 nt
Organism: Toxorhynchites rutilus septentrionalis
Lineage: Eukaryota; Metazoa; Arthropoda; Insecta; Diptera; Culicidae
Gene: Coprox
Product: oxygen-dependent coproporphyrinogen-III oxidase
Exons: 4
Coding region: 521-1681 (386 amino acids)
Cellular component (GO): cytoplasm; mitochondrial intermembrane space
Molecular function (GO): coproporphyrinogen oxidase activity
Source: RefSeq, a predicted model, not a curated record
AUCGAUUAAAGUUUGGUUGAUGUUACUUGAUGGGAAGUGUGCAAAAACGAUCAUUUUCUUCACACUGUUUCGCAAAAUUAUUGAUUUUCUGGCGAGGGGUGAGGGAGGGAGAUGAAAGAAAUGAGCGCCAUUGUAGCAGCCAUUUGUGGCUAGCUCCCACCUUCACCUGAAUGCAAAUAACUACGACACGAUAUUUUGCUUGCCAAUACAGAUAUACUUCGCCUACUGCUUCACAUCGAUAUGAACUCAUUGACUUCGCCCUUUGCGAAAAUGACGCGAUAUUUACUAAGUUGAAUAGAAAAUAUUAGUAGUAGUAAUACUUCUAUUCAUCUUGAUAUUUACAUGAACAUGCAAUUCGUCACGUAGUGACUAGCUGAACUGUGUUUACAAAGUCGGCAUAUAAUAUAGGAGAAAACAGCAUUCAAUUUAGAAAAGGAGCAAUUGUUUCAGAUCCUGUGACACUCAAAAAAAAGAAUAUUGAUGGUUAAUUUAUCAUUAUUGGUGUUUCUUUUUGUUUGAAAUGUUUUCCAAAAUAUUAGGUUCAAAGGUCCGUUUCGUGACUUGGAUCACUGGAAGUCAAGGCAAAAAAGUUUUUGGACUUGUAGGUACUGUAUUGGUUGGUGGUUCAAUCGCAAAAUAUUGCCAGCGCAAUGACACGUUUGUGGUAUCAGCAUUCUUACCGCCAUCCAGAGCAAAGUUUAUGGCAGAACCAAUCACUCCCAGGAAGGACUUGAUAUCCAACGCUAACGACAUGAAGGCUCGCAUGGAACUUUUGAUUAUGAAAAUUCAAGCCGAACUUUGCAAUGCGCUGGAAAACGAGGAGAACUUUGGCAAGAAGUUUACUGUUGAUCGUUGGGAACGAACGGAGGGCGGGGGCGGAAUCACUUGCGUUCUUCAGGACGGCGAUGUGUUCGAGAAAGCUGGCGUCAACAUAUCUGUUGUGCACGGAAACUUGCCAAAGGGUGCCAUACAGCAAAUGCGAUCGAGAGGUAAACAGUUGGAAGAAGGGGAAUUGCCAUUCUUUGCCGCUGGCGUCAGUGCUGUUAUUCAUCCGAGGAAUCCAAUGGUACCGACUAUUCACUUCAAUUAUCGGUAUUUUGAGGUGAAUGACUCAAAAGGACACAAACAAUGGUGGUUUGGGGGAGGGACUGAUCUUACACCGUAUUACCUGAAUGAAGCAGAUGCCGUACAUUUUCACCAGUCGUUGAAAGAAGCCUGUGAUGAGCACGAUCCAACAUAUUAUCCAAAAUUCAAAGAUUGGUGUGAUAAAUAUUUCUUCAUCCCCCAUCGCAAGGAAUGUCGAGGAGUCGGUGGUAUCUUUUUCGAUGACCUUGACACGCCUGAUCAAGAAAGUGCGUUUAAUUUUGUUUCUUCGUGUGCACAUUCGGUUAUCCCAUCAUACCUACCACUUGUGCGAAAGCAUAAAAAUGAAUCCUACGGAGAUCGGGAACGACAAUGGCAGCUACUGCGAAGAGGACGCUAUGUAGAGUUCAAUCUGAUUUACGAUCGUGGAACGAAAUUUGGGUUAUACACACCGGGCGCACGCUACGAAAGUAUUCUGAUGUCACUUCCAUUAACAGCGAAAUGGGAAUAUAUGAAUUUCCCAAAGCCUGACAGCAGGGAAGGUGAGAUUACACACGUACUACAAAAUCCGAGAGACUGGUUACAUCACAAAGUAUGAAAUAUAUAUCGUUAACGAUUGUUUACAAUGUUCUGUGCAAAAUCAUAGGAGAAGAUUCAUUGCAAGUUGUUCCGCUUCCGUUAGUGUAAUAUCAUCAAUUUUCUCGAUAA